AUGCACAAAUGCCGCGCACUCAGCCGUCUGCCGAAAGCAGGUCGUCUAAAGUCUCUCAACUAUAGGCGAACGACACCGGGCUCGUCUGCUCCUCUGUACGGAAACAUUAGCCCAGACCUCGCCGGUCCCGUCGACAGGAACCAUCCGGCGAACCGGCUUCCUCAUCUCUUACUACGGCGAACUCUACCCAUCAUUUAUGCACAGGGCUUCUCCAUCCGUAUCUAUCCCAAGGGCGCACUGCGUUUACCGAGGCGUCCGCGCCCUGAUCCUCCGUUUUCCCCUGCCCCAGCACAUUGGCCAGGAGGACGCAGGCUCAACGUCUCCGUUAUGCGAGUGGUCGGAAAGCCCGUGCACAAGUCGGGCUUUGUUCGUAGGAAAUUAGGCACCAAGAUGAGAACGGCAUUAUCGCUGAUUGUCACACGUGGGGCGAACGUGGUGGAAGUGAACAGGAAGGAGCGCAUAGUCUUCGACGAGCGCGACCUCGGCGAUAAGUGGUUGUUGCCCAACUGGACGUACUUGAUCAGUCCGACUCUUGAGGUGUACAACAUGUCUUACGAAUCACUCAUAUCCCGAAUGCGAGUCGUACUCAAAAAAUUAAAACGGCUAGGCGACGCGCUAGAUGUUAAAUGGGCGGAGCGGCAGAGGCCUGUCCGUGGACGAUCAGAAGAGUACUCCAAACAGAGUUUGGGGCCGAAAACGCCUCAGAAAGAAAAGUCGGUGGUGCGUACUGACGAGUCAAGUGCUAAACGGGUAGCUAGGCAGCAGCAACGUUCCCGUACACAUGAACGACCCGAAGGUGACUCGUUGCAAUCGAAGCGUGGAGACCCUCAACAGAGACAGUUGAAGGGGAAUUUGGAGGGAUUAGACACCGAAUCGGUCGCGGUCCGACACAGACCUUUCGAUAGACGAGACCGACCCGAGGUGCCUCCUUGGCCAGAACUUCUUCAACAGAGACAGCCGGAGGAGCGUACCUCAGAGGUCGAGAAAAAGGCCUCAAGGAAUGAAUCGCGGCCUCGGGGAACACCCAUCAAGCGCUUUCAUCUCUCAAAGGAACAGCUAGAGGAGACGUGGCAGGCAGUGACAGCUGAUCCUGAUGAAGCCGAGUCUCAAGCCUACACCUCCCGCACGUGGAGGCUAGAGAGUGAGGAUGAAGACGAAGACUCUGCUGGUCAAGAAUACCCUAACAAUACUGUUCCUGGAUGCGGAUCUCGUGAAAGCUUACCAACGCGAACUAUCGCUCCAUCGCGUCCAAUUAACACUUCAUCUCGCGAACAAAUUGCCUCUUCGAAGAGGGCCGAAAUAUUCGCGUCUUGGGUCCGAGCAUCCAAAUCUUCCUCUGCGGUUAGAGGGAGGAGCACUGUUACUUCCUACCUCUCGCCGUACGAAGUGAGACAUACCCCUGAAGGAUCAUCAUUAUCCCAACGUGACCAGUCGCAGCCAUCCACCCCACCUGAUCGGACAAGGUCGUCGCCUUCGCCCUUGAAGCUAUUCCAAUCAAAACCAGUUAUGAGACCUACCCGGCAUGGCGAAGUCAACAAGACCUCGAGGAAAUGA
This is a messenger RNA of Sparassis crispa, 1554 nucleotides long. RefSeq lists its product as hypothetical. Lineage: Eukaryota; Fungi; Basidiomycota; Agaricomycetes; Polyporales; Sparassidaceae. The record is from RefSeq and is a predicted model, not a curated record. The coding region runs from base 1 to 1554 and encodes 517 amino acids. The transcript is spliced from 4 exons.